AUGCCGACUCAUCCCAACGUAGCCAUUUCUGCGCCCGGCAAGGUGCUCCUGGCCGGUGGCUACCUCGUCCUGGACCGCAAGUACACGGGCCUCGUCUUUGGCCUGGAUGCCCGCAUCAAUGUCAUUGCCAGCCAGAUUCACUCAAGCGCUGGCGUGCAGCUCAACGAGAUUGUGGUGGAAAGCCCCCAGUUUCGGGAAGCGCAGUGGCGGUAUGGUUACCGCCUUGCGCCAGAGGGGGGUGGCAUCAAGGUGACGCAAUUGCAAGUGGGAGACCAAAUACGUGCUAACCCGUUUGUCGAAACGACGCUGAGCUAUGCCCUGACGUACGCCAACACGGUCACCAGAGACAGCCACGCCCUCAGCCCCAGCCGGCUCAUCAUCCUUGCCGACAACGACUACUACUCGCAGUCCGCGGCCGCCAAUGACACGCAUGGCCGGUUUUCCAAAUUCGACGUGACCCUCCGAGACGCCAACAAGACGGGCCUGGGCUCCUCGGCGGCCCUCGUCACGUCGUUGACCGCGGCACUGCUGACGCACUACAUGCCCCCAGCGCUCUUUGACGUGUCCUCGGACGCGGGCAAGAGGACGCUGCACAAUCUCGCCCAGGCCGCCCACUGCGCCGCCCAGGGAAAGGUCGGGUCCGGCUUCGACGUGGCGGCCGCCGUGUACGGCUCCUGCACUUACCGCCGCUUCUCGCCCGCCCUCCUCGACGGGAUCCCCGAGCCGGGCGCGCCGGGUUUUGCGGCGCGACUCGUCACGGUGGUGGACGGCGAGCCGUGGGACGUCGAGGUGACGGGCAGCGGCAGCGAUCUGCGCAUGCCGGGUGGCGUGGCGCUGCGCAUGUGCGACGUCGACUGCGGCAGCCAGACGGUGGGCAUGGUCAAAAAGGUGCUCGCUUGGAAGGCGCAGGAUGUCGACCGGUCGACGCAGCUGUGGGACGACCUGCAGGCGCGCAACGAGGCGCUGGCCGAGACGCUGCGUGACGGCGGGCUGGCGGACCUGCCACAAAAGGUGGAGGACGUGCGAGCACUCAUCCGCGCCAUGGGUCACCAGAGCGACGUGCCCAUCGAGCCGGCGUCGCAGACGGAGCUGCUGGAUGCCGUGUCCCGGGUUGAGGGCGUCUACGGCGGGGUGGUGCCUGGCGCGGGCGGCUUCGACGCGGCCGCGCUGCUGAUGGAUGAUGACGAGGCGACCAAGCAGAGGGUCGACGAGUUCCUCGCGCGGUGGAGCAAGGAGAAGAGCUCCAAGGUGAAGCUGCUGAAUGUCAAGGGCGAGAUGGAAGGCGUGCGAAGUGAAGACCUUGACGUGUACGACGGAUGGCUGUCAUGA
Messenger RNA from Cordyceps militaris CM01, 1329 nucleotides. Its product is annotated as phosphomevalonate kinase. Gene Ontology annotation, cellular component: peroxisome. The record is from RefSeq and is a predicted model, not a curated record. The transcript is spliced from 2 exons. The coding region runs from base 1 to 1329 and encodes 442 amino acids. NCBI's taxonomy places the organism in Eukaryota, Fungi, Ascomycota, Sordariomycetes, Hypocreales, Cordycipitaceae. Gene Ontology annotation, biological process: ergosterol biosynthetic process; isopentenyl diphosphate biosynthetic process, mevalonate pathway. Gene Ontology annotation, molecular function: ATP binding; phosphomevalonate kinase activity.